This is a messenger RNA of Paraglomus brasilianum, 552 nucleotides long. The record is from the annotation of a GenBank genome assembly. NCBI's taxonomy places the organism in Eukaryota, Fungi, Glomeromycota, Glomeromycetes, Paraglomerales, Paraglomeraceae.
AUGAUUGCAUUCAAAGCAUUGAUCGCCAUACUUAUUACCUUCUUGUUUGUACAAUCUGUCACGCCCGUUGCUACGCGCGCUCCACUGACCAUCGCUGACGCUGUUAACGUAGUGCGACAAAAACUAAAUCUUCCUCUUGUGACCGCCAACUCUAAGCUGGACACAUUUGCCGCUGAUUAUCUUUAUAAAUUGGCCAAGGGAACGGUGUCUGGUCUUUUAGGCGUCAAUGAGCUUGUUUAUGAACUUUCUUUAGUCGGUUAUCAGGCUUCGUUGGCUGCAAUGACUCUGUCAAGGGGAUAUACACCGGCAGAGUUUAUAUAUGAAUUUUAUCAAGAUCCUGACGGUUACAAAGUCCUUACUUAUUCAAGUCUUUCUGAUGUUGGUGCCGUUGACGUUUUUGCCGACGAUGGCACUGAGUACAUUUUAUCAAUAUUUGCCGUAGCACAAUCUGGUACCACAAAACGUGCACCAUUAGAUGUCUCAAAGUUGGCAAAAUUGACAACCGAUGAACGUUCGUUUACAAAAGCCAUUGAUGUUAAAUUUUUGGAAUAA